Molecule: messenger RNA, 1187 nt
Organism: Silurus meridionalis
Lineage: Eukaryota; Metazoa; Chordata; Actinopteri; Siluriformes; Siluridae
Gene: mims1b
Product: family with sequence similarity 210 member Ab
Exons: 4
Coding region: 185-1018 (277 amino acids)
Cellular component (GO): mitochondrion
Source: RefSeq, a predicted model, not a curated record
UCACAUGCUAACCGUGGGAGACCGCAUUUCCCAUGAAGCACUGCGCGGGUGAAGUCCAUGUGCAGCAGUGUGUGCGCCUGCAUGGCAGAGACAGGAGCAUGGCGGGGAGCGUGCAUUCGAGGACACAUUAAAAACUCCGACUGAACUCGAGUUUAAUGCUGUGAGAGGUUGGAAAUUCGAACAGAUGAUGCAGCGUGUAAUGCAUCACGCAGCCAUCCCGCUGCGCUCGUUGUGCCUGGACCUCAACAUGAGAGACCUGAGUUUUGGUGCACAGAACCUUCAUGUAAACCGCUUCUCUAUACGCCUCUUCAGCUCCUCCAGCAACACCAGGAACUCUGAGUCCCACAAGACACGUCCUGAAGUUCAAACAGCUGCACAGAAGCAUGAAAAAAGCCAGGAAGAGUCAGGAGCCUCCCCAAUGUCUAACAAAGACCUAGAUCCACUGCAGGACAAAUCGAUUGGGCUCUAUCAGAGGUUUAAGAAGAUGUUUAAACAGUAUGGCAAAGUUAUGGUUCCGGUGCAUCUCGUCACUUCCACUGUGUGGUUUGGUUCAUUUUAUUAUGCUGCAAUGAAAGGGGUGAACCUGGUGCCAUUUCUGGAGUACAUCGGCUUACCAGACAAGAUUGUGUAUAUUCUGCGAGACUCUCAGGGUGGAUAUGCACUAACGGCCUACGCAAUGUAUAAGCUUGCUACGCCAGCCAGGUACACGGUGACGCUCGGAGCCACAUCUCUGUCAGUGCAAUACCUCCGUAAACAUGGCUACUUCUCCACCCCUCCUCCGGUCAAGGAGUACCUACAGGACAAAAUGGAAGAGACCAGAGAACGACUGUCUGAGAAGAUGGAGGAGACGAAAGAACGAUUUACAGAGAAAAUGGAGGAAACUAAAGGCCGCUUUUCUGGGCGCAUGGGAGAGACGAAAGAGCGUUUUGCUGAAAAAAUGGAGGAGACGAAAGACAAGCUGGCUGAGAAGCUGCAGGAGACCAAAGACAAAGUCUCUUUACGGAAGAAAACGGAUUAACAAAAAAAACAAACAAAAAAAUAACGAUGAAAUUCUACUAAUCAGUUCCAAACAGUAAAUGUGUUGUGAUGCGUCUCCAAUGCUCUGUCUUGCUGCAAAUUGAAAUGAACCAAUAGGCCUGAAUUCUCAUUUAUUUUUAAGGUUAUUCAGUAAAAUCGAGAAAUCUGAA